GGUGUCUUGGCUGAGACUCUUCUGUGAGAACCUGAACCUGAUCUUUUUAGAAACAAGUCUCUGGGAAUUUGAGAAGGUAGAGGCAUCACACUCAGUGAUGAAGACUGUCAUCCUGCUCGCGCUUCUCUGGGGUCUGGCCUGUGCCCUCCCAGUGGCCAGGUAUCAGGACACGGCAUCUGAGAGCUCUGAGGAAUGGACGGGUCAUCUGGUUUCAUCGCCAACACCAUCUGUGGGGAAUGAGUCAUCACAAGAAAGUAAAGUUAGCUCAGAGGAACAGGCAAAUGAAGACCUCAGUGACAGCCCGGAGACUGCGGAAGACUUGACCUCUGAUGAUGACCACUACGUGUCUAGACCAGCUGGUGGUCUGGCUAGGAGCGCAGGGAGAGAAGGAGAUGAUAAGGAAGAUGAUGAGGACGACAGUGGAGAUGACACCUUUGGUGAUGAGGACAAUAGUCUGGGGCCCAGAAAGGAUCGAGAAGGUGGCAUCUCCAGACUGGACAGUGGGGAGGAUUCUGCUGAUACCACACAGUCCAGAGAAGACAGUGCCUCCCGAGAGGACAGCACUGAACAUCUGGCCAGCGAUAGCAGGGAACUUGAUGGUGAAGAUGGGGUAGACAGUAAGAGUGAAGAGCACUGGGAGGGAGGUGACAGUGAGGGGGACAGCAGCCAUGGGACUGGCUUGGAGUUUCAUGACAACGGAAUGCAGAAUGAUGAUCCAGACAGCACCAGGAGGGAGGGAGGCAGCUCCAGAAUGGACAGUACCAGUGUCAAAUCCAAGGAAUCACAAGGGGUCCUUAAGCAGGAGGGCACUCAGGACUCAGGUGACAAACAGUCAGUGGGGUCUCCCAGUAGGAAGUUUUUCAGGAAAUCUCGCAUUUCUGAGGAAGACGACAGAGAUGAUCUGGAGGAUAGCAACACGGUUGAAGACCUCAGGAGUGACCUCACAGACAGCACUGACUCCCAAGAGGACAGCCCAGGCCAGGAAGACAGCAAGAGUGACUCUCAAGAGGACACCAGUGAGAGUCAGUCCCAUGAGGAUGAGGAUGAGCAGGACACCAGCAGUGAGUCCAGCCAGGAGGUGGACACCCCAUCCCAGGAGAGUAGCAGUGAGUCCCAGGAGGAGGUGAUGGCCGCUGAGUCCAGGGGUGACAACCCAGAUGCCACCAGCCAGCCAGACAGUGAUUCCAGUGAGGAGGACAGCUUGAAUACCUUUUCCAGCUCCGAGAGCGAAUCCAGAGAGCAGCAAGCUGACAGUGAGUCCAACGAGAGCCUCAGGCUCUCAGAGGAAAGUCAGGAGUCCUCUGAGGAUGACCAUAGCUCUAGCCAGGAGGACCUGCAGUCCUGGAGCACAUCCACAGAGAGUCAGAGCCAGGAGAGCUCAUCCAGGGAAGACACCGACAGCAAUUCUCAGGAUGCCAGCUGGUCAAAAGAGGACAGCAACUCCACGGAGAGCACCUCCAGCAGCGAGGAGGACUGGCUGCCCAAAAACAUGGAGGCUGAGAGCAGGAAACUGACGGUGGACUUGUACCACAACAAGCCCAUUGGGGACCAAGAUGACAAUGACUGCCAGGAUGGCUACUAGCGUCUGCUGCCCUAAGACAUGCUCUCACAGAAAGGGGUCCUGGGCUUGAGGACAGGGAAAUUAACAUAACUGUAAUUUAUUGACAUUUUGAUCUGAAAGACCAGUUAUUACUUUCUGAAAGGAAUUGCUGGAUACCGCAGGGUUCCGAGAGCGGCACCGUUCUGUAGAAGUUCAAAUAAUGUGGGGGGGGGGCGUAUACCAGGGUAUAUUCUAUGAGUUUGGAAGCAGGGAGAGAGGUGCCUCACUGCUCUGCUGCUGAAAGAGCUCUGAGCUCAUGAACCCGACAGAUGGUUGCUGGAGUUCUGGGGUACACCAGGCAUGGUACAAGGUGCUAGGGACACAGCAAAGCUUUAAACUCACUUCUUGCUGCUGAGGAGGUUCUAGAGUGACACAGAGUUAAAGAGCGGCAUAGAGGACAGCAGGAAUCAUUACAAUCCAUGUGGUGAAGGCCAAGGGGAAGACAGGAAUGAAGCAUGUGGGAGGACAGAAAGAGGUGACCAACUUUCCCCAGAGUUAGUGGGACACGGUGGAGAAACGGCUGGAACUGGAGGAUGGAGGAGCAUUUCUCCUUUGAAGGCAGGAAAAUUCUAUCUACUCUGGAGAUAAACAGUAGGCUCUCUCACAUGAUGAAAUACUUACUUUAAUGGCACUUGAAUUGGCACAAUGAGGUGUUUUGGAUAAACAAAACACUUUUUUUCCAAUUAAUGUAUCUUACUUAGUGUUACUUUUUUGUGGAGCUCCCAUGACAGCAGCCUCAUUGGUGAUGGUAAGAGGACUGGGGAGGAGACAGCAGAGAAAGAAAUUCUCCUUUACUUACAGAAAUAUUAGCACCAUGUUUUCUAAAAUUGGUUUAUGUGCAAUGCCAGGAAAAUGUUCUCUGGUCUCUCUUCACUUGUUGCAAAGUUCUGUAUAUAAGAACCAAUGAAUUUUAUUAAAUACCAUUUGAAAUGUUACCUCAACAUAAAAUAUUUGUUUUGUAAUAAAGAAUAAU
This is a messenger RNA of Cavia porcellus (domestic guinea pig), 2573 nucleotides long. RefSeq names its product dentin matrix acidic phosphoprotein 1 (gene Dmp1). Gene Ontology annotation, biological process: ossification; cell adhesion; extracellular matrix organization. Gene Ontology annotation, molecular function: extracellular matrix binding. Bases 98 to 1582 code for a protein of 494 amino acids. Gene Ontology annotation, cellular component: extracellular matrix. Lineage: Eukaryota; Metazoa; Chordata; Mammalia; Rodentia; Caviidae. The transcript is spliced from 6 exons. The record is from RefSeq and is a predicted model, not a curated record.